UGUGAUAAAACUGAUAAUUUCCGUGUUUUCAUGUCCUUUAUUUUUUAUUAUUUUAUUUCUCAAUUCCGAAUGAACUGAAAUUCUACGUUGGUCGUAUAUUCAAUCUAUUUUGUGAUGAUUAUAUUUUAUCGCGAAGCAUCUGCUAAAUAAAUAACCUACAAAACUUCAAGAUGGUAAUGUUGGAUUUCGAAUUCAAAAUACCUCUCAAAAGGGAAGAUUUGAGAUCUACAGAUUCUGUAAAUCAAUAUGUGGUAUCUGUACUGUACGAAAUCAACGAUCUCAAGAUCAAAAUCGAAGAAUGUAAACUCUGCGCCAGUGAAAUUGGAUGUGACUUCAUUCUGGAAUAUUUCCCUACACUGUUCUCCACAUUAUACCGUUUUAAUGACCUGGAUUUCAAAAUUUUACGAUCUUUCUACGACGAUGUCAUAGUUAAACAGUCCAAGUUGCUGUACAACAAUCUCAGUAGUAUUCUAGUGGAAGAAGAAAUAGAUUCGGAGUUACGGCUCAAAAUGUUGAAUAUUACUAAAAUGUUAUUAUACAUCAUCAUCGAAUUGAUGAAAUCUUUCCAAGAGAAAAUUGAUAAAACCUAUAGUUUGGUGCUGAACGAAAAACGGAAAAAGAACACUAAAAUGAUGAAGCUGAAGGAAGAUCAUAAUUGGGAUUGGGAAGUGAACGAACGUGAAAUUUUAACGAAUAUCAAUAAUAUUAUAAAAUUACCUCUACAGCAAUUAUGGGAUCCUCCAAUGGUUGAAGAAGACUUUGUCAGGAUGAUUGCUGAUUCUUGUUAUUUCGUGUUGGAGAAACCUGCUGUUACUUCUGCGUCGAUGAAGCCAACUCGUGAUAUAAUCAACGAAAUUCUAGGCAUCCUUAUUAAACAAUAUAAUAAUGGAAUCAGUUGUAAAGUUAAAAUAGUUCAACUACUAAAACUGUACGACCAUCUAGACAGCACUUUAGCCCAAACGGUGGUUCUUAUAGUAGAAAAAUUCAACUGUCGCUCUCUAAUAAAAGAACUGAUCGUAGAAAUCAUAGAAACUGAAAGUGAAAUCGAUACGUAUACGCCGGAUAGCUCGAGCUCAAAAUCGUUUUCAAAUUUCAUUAUUGAAGUAGCCAAGCAACAGCCAGCGCUUAUUCUGCCUUGUAUAAAUUUACUCGUUCAAAGUCUCGGCUACGAUCCCUACAGCAUGCGGAUUUGUACGCUGACGGUAAUGGCGGAGAUUAUUAUUAGUGUUCUGCAUCCGGAAGGCGAACAAUUGACUGAGGAGAAUAAAAAAAUACGCGAUAAUUUCAUGGAUCAUUUAUUAGAUCAUAUUAUCGAUUUGAAUACAUUCGUUCGAUCUAGAGCAUUAAAAUUAUGGCUUUCUAUUUACAAACAAAAAGCUGUGCCAACGAGUUACAUUAUACCUCUAUUGGAAGAAGCUAUGAGUAGACUGCAAGACAAAAGCAGUAAUGUCGUUAAAAAUGCAAUUCAAUUGAUUACAGCGAUGUUGGAAGAUAAUUUAUACGGUGCACUGCUUGAUGUUGAAAGUGUUAAACAAAAUUUAAGAGCUGUUAAAUUGAAAUCGAUUCAAACUGAGCUGGAGAAGAAUCAGCCAUCUGCGUUUAAAAUUUGGUUUUAUACCAGAUCUGAUAUCUCGGAUUAUAUCGCUGAACAAAUAACAGCUACAGAUGAUAAAGCCGAUGAAAGCAGAAAAUCUAUAGAUUCGUGUUCAGAAUCAGAAAACGAAGAAGAUUCGGAGGAAAGUUCACCUCAAGAUUCUGUAAAUAAUUUUUCUAAAAAAUUAUCCGAAUUGAGAAAGUUCAUUCUGAAACAAGAUAAGCAGAAUAUUUUUACAUUGUUGAAAGAAUUUGAAUCGGAAAAUAUCAACAAACUUAGUUUACUCAAAUCACACGCUGAUAAAGUUCAAUAUUACGAAUGGAUAUUAGGUAGUUUAUGCAGAACUGGAGUCGAUCCCCAGCAAGAAAUUAUUCCAAUUUUCGCUCGCUGUAAGAAAUCAAGAGAUGUUAAAGAAGUCCUCUGUGAACCGGUUAAAGUUGAAGAUCUCGAAGAUACCGAAUUUAGCAACGAUAAAGCUAUUCUCACCUAUUGCGAAGAUUUUCUUCGUUUCGUUGAAACGAUGAGUAAAGCUACCAAGAUACUUGGUGAAUUGAUGAUGACCCGGUCAUCAGCCGAAGUAUUCGAAGCAAUUGAAUUUUUCAAAGUAGCUCAUCAAUUUGAACUCGCCGGUGCCGAUGAAGGUGUUAGAAAUAUGUUAUUAUUGAUUAACUCCAAGGAAGUUGGUUUCAAAGAUGCUGUGAAAAAUACAUUUAAAGCGUUAUACUUGGACUAUGAAGAUGAAUCGAAGCACAAUGCUGCUCUUAAAGCUGUUGAAAAAUUAACAUCGUUGCUGAAAAAAGUCACUCAUGAGCAGAAAUACGCUUUAGAAAAUUUAAUCAAAGAGUGGGUCACGAAUGAUUACAUAGGACGCGAAUUUAUAUUGAUUUUAUGGGAUAAAUAUGCCAGAAAAUCGCCAAAUAUCAGCGUCGAAGAUAGUACCGCUGCUGCUGUGUUAAUUUCGAUGUAUGCCAGUGCAAAACCUGAAAUUAUCAAAACCAACAUGGAGAUGCUUAUCAAUUACGGUCUGGACAUAGCUAAUAAAAAUAAUUAUUCGUUUCUAAAACAAACUUGCAUCAUGUUCCACGCAUUGUUCGGAUUAAAGAACGAAAAAGGAGUUUUAAUCAAGCACGCCCAGGAUUCUGAUUUGUUUCAAAAGUUGACUUUCAUUAUUCAAGAAGAAUUUACAAAUUUGGAUAAUGGACAGUAUCCGGAGAUCGCUAUGGAAGCUAUUACCAUUAUUUAUCGACUAUCGGAAUUCCCGGACACUACAUGCGGUAAUAUUUUGAAAUGGCUUCAUAAAAAAAUCUCUACAGAAAAAGUUGACGAUUCCAGUGAGAUAGUUUGUAAGGAAGAAGUUUUAGCUCGAUUUCUCCUUAUUAUUGGUCACGUAGCAUUUUGUCAAUGGCAGUACUUGGAAAAUGACGUGCUUAAUGAAUUGAAACAGCGUCGCAUGGCAGAAAAUAAACCCAAAGAGAAAAAACCGGAAAAGAAAAGUAAAAGUAAAUCCAGCUCCAACUCGACCCUGCAAAAAAGUGUCAACGAAAACGUUACAACAAGCGAUCAAUUCGAAGAUGAUUCCCAAGCACUGGCUAACGAACAAAUUGCCGAAUCUGUGAGAAUCGUAUGCGAAGAAGAGUUACUCUUUAAAAAUACUGUGCUAGCGAAAUUGAGCUCGAUUGUCUUGUAUGUUUGCAAACAUCCGAAAAAAUAUAACAAUACUCGUCUGAAAUCAGCUGCGUCCUUAGCCUUAUCUAAGCUUAUGAUGAUAUCUUCGGAAUUUUGUUCCGAAAAUAUUCAGCUUUUUGUUACUUUGUUGGAAAGAAGCGAAGAACCCGACGUGAAAAUCAAUUUAAUUGUGGCUUUCGGUGAUUUAAUGUUCAGGUUUCCGAAUACAAUCGAUGUGUGGACAAGUUAUUUCUAUAAUAGGUUGAAAGAUGAAUCUGCAAAAGUACGACAUACGACAUUAAUUAUAAUAUCGCAUUUGAUUACCAACGAAAUGAUUAAAGUUAGGGGUCAGAUGUCUGAUGUUGCAUUAUGUUUAGUGGAUUCGGAUAGAGCGGUCAAAAAUUUGGCUAUAAAAUUAUUCUACGAAAUUAGCGUGAAAGGUAACACGUUGUACAACGUUAUGGCCGAUAUAAUAUCCAGAUUAUCCCACCCGGAUCAUCGACCCAACGAACAAACUUUCCAAAUAAUUCUAAAGGUUUUAAUGAAAUUAAUCACAAAGGAUCGUCACAUCGAUUCAAUCGUUGAAAAAUUAUGCCAACGGUUACGAGGAGCGGUCGACGAACGUCAAUGCGAAGAUUUAUCAUACUGUCUCACUCUAGUUACCUAUUCGGAGCGUUCGUUUCAAAAACUACUCGACAAUAUCGUAUGUUACGCUGAUAAGCUGAAUUAUGCCAAAGUGCACCGCAAUUUCAUCACAAUCAUCAUUAAUUGUAAAAAAGUCAAGGCUAGCAAAAUCAUCGAUGCUGUAUUGGAACUGGAGAAUAAAAUUUCCAUCAUCCUUACCAAAGGAAUCGAUAAUCUAGAAGCAGAUUUUCUCAAACCUCCUAAAACACCUGGAAAAGUUACCAAAACACCGACGCAGACUCCUAAAAAUGCUAAAACACCUCAGACUGUCGCAUCUGCCAGGAAGUCUAGAGUGAGGAAGGUUCGAAAAGCAAUCGAUUUUGAUAGCGAUGAUGGCGAAUGAAAUGGAUCGCAGGUUAAUUCAAUUGAGAACCUCGAGAUAUCCAUUCUCUUGAGAACUGGUAUUCGUUUUUGAAUUUGUGUAUUUUAGGAAUGUUGUUCAUAAUAUUUAUUUAUUUAAUUAAUUAAUACCUACUGCCAAUUUGUUAGGUAUAGGUGAAAUUUUGUAAGUUUUGUAAAAUUAAAUUUUAUUUAUUUUUUCAGACGAUAAAUUUUUACCAUUUUUA
Molecule: messenger RNA, 4509 nt
Organism: Planococcus citri (citrus mealybug)
Lineage: Eukaryota; Metazoa; Arthropoda; Insecta; Hemiptera; Pseudococcidae
Gene: Cap-D2
Product: CAP-D2 condensin subunit
Exons: 27
Coding region: 171-4286 (1371 amino acids)
Biological process (GO): meiotic chromosome condensation; mitotic cell cycle; mitotic chromosome condensation
Cellular component (GO): condensed chromosome, centromeric region; condensin complex; nucleus
Molecular function (GO): histone binding
Source: RefSeq, a predicted model, not a curated record